GGUGAAAUGUUAGGAGAGAAUGCUUCUAGGAAUAUGGCCAUACAGCCUUUAAAAUUCACAGCAACCCAGUUAAUCUGGCCAUGAAAGCCUUCAACAACACACAGAAUCAUAGAGUUGAAAGAGACUACAUGGGAUUUGCAGGAAAAGCACAAAUAAAAAAGAUGUGUGUGUUUAAAAAUAUACAAUAGAUGUAUAUUUACUCCAGACUUCCCAAGUGAUGGUGUGCUUGUGUCUUUCAGCCUUGAAAUUAUUUGGGAAGGGAAAGGUUUCUGCUUUUAGUGACAACUGAAUGAGCAAAUUCCCAUCCGUGGCGUCUGGGAAUGCUCUGCCUCUCUUUCAGUUGUGGGCAAAUGGACGACCCACAUCCUGGCCACCAAGAAAAGAGUCUGGAUGAUGGCCCCGGUUUGUUUGCAGCCUCUUUCCUUGACAGUUCUAUGCAAUGCCUUCCCUGCUCCUAUUGUUUCUUUGUGCAGAAACAGUUUAUAGGCCAGUAGGUUGCUGGCGGCGUGCCCGCCCUCUCAUUCUUUCUCUCUUUUUUUCUGGAGCUGUUGUGCAAUCUGUAAUCAUCAGACCUGUUUUGACUGCCUGGCUUGAUAAAUAUUCAGUGUUUACUGACCUAUAUUCCUGCUGCUUGCGCCCAAUGGAUGCUCGUAGAUCACAUGUGAAGGGAAAAGAAGGGGGGGGAGCGUAACACCAUCAAGGGGAGAGCGUGCUACUUUGUACACAUGGCCCUGCUUUCUCGGGCGCGGAGAGCGUCAGCAUUCCUAUGUAUGUGUCACAGUGGCACGGAGGAGGGGUUGGGCUUGCUUUCCUUAUGCAAGCUUCCUUGCUCAGUGGCCUUAUUCCUCAGUAGUCAAAAACGAGGCCAGGAGGACUUGCCCGUUCUUUGAAUCUGUGGGUUUCAAGGUUGAGGUUUCCAGCCUGGCUUUGGGCAUCGCAGCGCUGUGACCGCCACCAUCCCUGCCUCCACACAACAAAGUCCUACAGCCUGAGUGAAUUUGGGUGAGAGAACAAGAAAAGGGAUUAGUUGUUCGUGGGAGAGAAGAAGGAGCCAUCCCGGUUUGAGAAGGAUUUCUGAUGCCUUCUGGGCCUAAUACGGUGGUUGCCACUCGCUCCCUUCACUUACCAAGGCACCUGCCACCUAGGAACAUCGCGUCCCCGCUUUCAACUACAAAUUCUUUGAGGUUUGCUGGAAACUGAAUACCCUUGGACACUGAGAAGGGACGAGCAGAAUCAUAAAUCACUGGAGCCUCAGACUGAAGUAAGGAAUCAGAAGAAACUCCAGUUCUUUUGGGCUUCCUAGAAGAUGCUCUGCUUGUUCUGGACAGUACCUUUCAUACUAUUAGGAGUUCGGAGCCCAUUUGACUGCUACAACCAGAGGACAGUUCAAGUCUGUACUGGGAGUAGUUCCUGUAGCAAUACCGUUUGAUCACUGCUUUGUGUGCAGUGUUGGAAAGAAACAUUUGUUCCAGUAGUGUCUGCAACUUGAGGUUAAAACUUGAGCAAAACUUCUUUGAAACUGAAGGGACGUUGUUCCUGUGCACUCUGUCACCACCCAGCAAUAGUGAUGGAGAAUCUCAGCUCAUCGACGUUGUGUGUGGCAGGGAAUUUCCCUGGAUUCCAUCAGGAUGGCAUGAUCCAGCGAGCCCGGACUCUGAAGGGCAAGCCCAACGCGAACUGCCGGCGAAAACGAGAGUUCAUCUCUGAUGAGAAGAAGGAUGCCUGCUAUUGGGAGAAGCGGCGAAAGAACAACGAGGCCGCCAAGCGCUCCCGAGAGAAGCGGCGUUUUAAUGAUCUGGUGCUGGAGAACAGGGUGCUGGCGCUCAAUGAGGAGAAUGUGCGCCUCAAAACAGAGCUCCUACAACUUAAGCUCCGCUUUGGGCUCAUCAGCACAGCAGCUUUUAUGGAGAAGAGCCAGCAGCUGAGCACGGCCAGUACCAACGCCACGGCACACUUAUAUGAGAGCAAUGAGAGCAGUGACUACUCCAGCUCCCUCUCCCGGGCCCAUCACUCAGAAGACUCUUCCGAAACUGAGCAGUCAAGUCGGGACAGUGGCAGCGUGUCAGUCGCCAAGUAUUCACCCCGGGGUUCCUUAUCGGACAUGUCGGAUGGCUCGUCCCGAGGCAGCCCAGUCCCUCAGACGCUUGGUGAGGCACAAGCCAUUAGCCGAGCUUAUGGGGAGGCUCCCUUGCCGCACAGUCACUUGGAGGCCAAGGGUCCAGUUCCUCGGGGGGUCAUCCUCUUCAGUGCCAAUGGCUUCACUGCAGUAGCACCACCUCGGCCUUUGUUUCCCGAACAGGAGGAGGAAGCAGAGAGCUGUGUUGUUGAACCAGCCAGAAGCCCCUGUCCAGAGCCCAAGGCUCAUUACCAACAGGAAGAGGCACCAGCCCACCCUGGGUAUUGCUCAAAGUCCCAGAGGUAUGGUGCGCCCACUGAUUAUGUGGAAGGAGAGCUUACCCAGACGGAGCACAUGAGGAAAGCCCAGGAUCCCCGGUCUCUCUAUGAGGGCUACACCAGUGAGGAGAGUGGGGAGGAGCCCAGUUGGGCGUGUUCGCCGACAUCUUUCCCGGUGCCCUUGGAGGCUCAUCCAGAUGUGAAGACGGCGGCACUGCCUCAUAAGCUUCGACUCAAGUGUAGGGCCCACAGCAGUGGUGUCCAAGAGCCCUGCCCCGCUCCCAGCACCACACCGACUGACUGCUGCCCGGAGGGCCCCAUGGCACCUGAAUGGGACAGCGACCGGCAUGAGGAAAUGUCUGUUCUGGUGCGGCAAGCGUUGCUCCUCAACGAUCAGUCUCCGUCCUCAGCCGGAACUCUGGAAAGACUUCUGUGUCGCACCUCAGGGCUCCACUUGGACAAUGACCGCAUCAGCAGGUGGGAGGAUGGCUGUCAUGAUGAUGACCCAAGGCCUACUUGAUUUGGGGUGGGAAAGGAUUUACAGGGUUUUUUUGUUUCUUAAAACUGACCAGGGGUAUUUGUAUAAGACAGAAACUCUCCAUGAUGAGACCAGGCCCGGAUUUGGAGAGAGGAGAGGACCUUGUUCUCUCCAAGCUCCAGCACUUCUGGAAUAGAAGAGAAUAGGGAACCACAGAGUGGGAAGGGAUCAUUGGUUGGUUGGUUGAGCUCAUGAAAAGACAGACUGUGGAACUACUGAGUUCGAGAAAAUGGCAGGAUCCCUGGGCUCUGGGAUUCAAUAACAUAGACUGGGUCUCUCUCAUGGAGCCCAGUCCAUCGUUGCAAGAGCUAGUUUGGGAGUCAUGACCAGCAAAGAACUCUGAGAAGUGAGCAUCUGCUCCAAACCUUGCUGGCGCUGAGGAUCUGCAAAAAGCCCAAGUGGGUAGCUGGUGGGUUGCUGAUGGACUAUAUUGUUUUUCUCUGUCUUGGACUGUUUGGUAUGACAGAGAUAUUUGUGUUUUUGAAUACUGAAAUAAAUGUACAAAAAUUCUUUAACAAA
Molecule: messenger RNA, 3451 nt
Organism: Anolis carolinensis (green anole)
Lineage: Eukaryota; Metazoa; Chordata; Lepidosauria; Squamata; Anolidae
Product: nuclear factor interleukin-3-regulated protein
Exons: 2
Coding region: 1568-2914 (448 amino acids)
Biological process (GO): circadian rhythm; regulation of DNA-templated transcription
Cellular component (GO): nucleus
Molecular function (GO): DNA binding; DNA-binding transcription factor activity
Source: RefSeq, a predicted model, not a curated record